UGCCGAGCUGCAGAGCUUCACUCUGAACAUCACUGCAGGGAACCUUCUACCUCACCUCCGGGUCUUGCACAGGAAGCAGCAGGAACCUUCUACCUCACCUCCGGGUCUUGGACAGGAAGCAGCAGGAACCUUCUACCUCACCUCCGGGUCUUGGACAGGAAGCAGCAGGAACCUUCUACCUCACCUCCGGGUCUUGGACAGGAAGCAGCAGGAACCUUCUACCUCACCUCCGGGUCUUGGACAGGAAGCAGCAGGAACCUUCUACCUCACCUCCGGGUCUUGGACAGGAAGCAGCAUCAUGACUCUAGCAGCAUACAGAGAGAAGAUGCGAGAGCUCCCCCUGGUGUCUCUCUUCUGCUCCUGCAUUCUCCCCCAACCCAGAGACGACAAGAAGGAAGGCGUGGUGGACCUGAACCUGUGCAACAUCCGGGACAUGGAGGUGAUCGAGCUGAGUAAGCGGACGAGCGGCCAGGCCUUCGAGGUCAUCCUGAUGCCGCCCACCUUUGACGGCGGCCCUGAGCUCAGGGCGACCACGCCGCCUCGCCAGAAACCCUCUCUGGAGGAGAUCCAGAAGAAACUGGCCGCAGCUCAGGAGAGGAGGAAGUGUCAGGAGGCGGAGCUGCUGAAGCACCUGGCCGAGAGGAGGGAGCACGAGAGGGAAGUCGCUCAGAAAGCUCUGACCAAAGAGCGCCAAGAGCACCGCGCCGACGCUGACAAGGAGCAGCGGCAGAUGCACCUGAACGCCUCACGGGAGCGACUGCACGUGGAGGACAAGCACAGCGUGGAGGUGUCUUGAUGGCCUGAUCACAACACAAGCUGAACUUUCUUUGAAGCCGUUCGAGGGCGAUCGUCUGAGGCUCGAAGCCUCCGGCUCUGAAAAGAGCCAGAGAAGAAGAAAGAGAGGAGGACUGAGGGCGAGUCCGACUGCUCUUCACCAGAUGAACUCUCAAUAACCAGGAGAACACGCUGCGUAUUCAUCAUCGCCAUGCCGACAGUGCCAAUGUGUGUGUGUGUGUGUGUGUGUGUGUGUGUGUGUGUGUGUGUGUGUGUACACGGAUCAAGGAAUCAAAGUCUUUUGUAAACAGUUGGACUGAAGGACCUGGACGUCUUCUUCUUCUGCGUCACAUGAUCCCGAUAUGAUAAUAUAAUGACUCAAAGGACUCACAAAACCAGUCCGGAUCAAAGGACUCACAAAACCAGUCCGGGUCAAAGGACUCACAAAACCAGUCCGGAUCAAAGGACUCACAAAACCAGUCCGGGUCAAAGGACUCACAAAACCAGUCCGGAUCAAAGGACUCACAAAACCAGUCCGGAUCAAAGGACUCACAAAACCAGACCGGGUCAAGGACUCACAAAACCAGUCACUCACAAAACCAGUCCGGGUCAAGGACUCACAAAACCAGUCCGGGUCAAAGGACUCACAAAACCAGUCCGGGUCAAAGGACUCACAAAACCAGUCCGGGUCAAAGGACUCACAAAACCAGUCCGGAUCAAAGGACUCACAAAACCAGUCCGGGUCAAAGGACUCACAAAACCAGUCCGGGUCGAGGACUCACAAAACCAGUCCGGAUCAAAGGACUCACAAAACCAGUCCGGGUCGAGGACUCACAAAACCAGUCCGGGUCAAGGACUCGUUUGUAGCCCGUGUGGCUAACGCUAGCCGCGAGCUACAUCACAGCACCUCCUGCUGGGCCAAAUGAAUAUUUCUUGUGAAUAACUGUGUGUGUGUGUGUGUGUGUGUGUGUGUGUGUGUGUGUGUGUGUGUGUGUGUGUGUGUGUCGGUCUGUUUCGUGAAUGUGAAGGAGCGUGAGAUGAUGAUGAAGAUGAAAUGAAGAUGAUGAUGUACAGGAAUCAUUCUAUUUUAAAUUAAAAAAUAAAAACAUUGACAUUU
Cyclopterus lumpus (lumpfish) is the source of this 1891-nucleotide messenger RNA. RefSeq names its product stathmin-4-like. The transcript has 7 exons. The record is from RefSeq and is a predicted model, not a curated record. Gene Ontology annotation, cellular component: neuron projection; cytoplasm. NCBI's taxonomy places the organism in Eukaryota, Metazoa, Chordata, Actinopteri, Perciformes, Cyclopteridae. Bases 299 to 796 code for a protein of 165 amino acids. Gene Ontology annotation, molecular function: tubulin binding. Gene Ontology annotation, biological process: microtubule depolymerization; regulation of microtubule polymerization or depolymerization; neuron projection development.